Silurus meridionalis is the source of this 5781-nucleotide messenger RNA. Its product is annotated as immunoglobulin superfamily DCC subclass member 3-like. Gene Ontology annotation, biological process: cell-cell adhesion; axon guidance. The record is from RefSeq and is a predicted model, not a curated record. Gene Ontology annotation, cellular component: axon; plasma membrane. The transcript is spliced from 15 exons. Gene Ontology annotation, molecular function: protein binding. NCBI's taxonomy places the organism in Eukaryota, Metazoa, Chordata, Actinopteri, Siluriformes, Siluridae. Bases 459 to 2531 code for a protein of 690 amino acids.
UGUGCAAAACAACAUGCUAGGGUCGACAUGGUCUGCUGACUUUUCACUAAAAUAGGUAGUGUUAUUUGCCGUCUUUUUCUUCUUCUUAAAAAAAUAUUUUUUUUGGACUGAAUAAGUGACUUGAGGACAAAUAAAAUAUCUGCUCAUUCUCUGGAAUGUAAAAUGAUGCUCAGGACGGAUUACUGCCAAACCAUGACCAUCAGCGUUGUGCCGCUUCUACUCGUGCUGCCAUUAUUUCUAGCUUAUCAUCAUCAUCAUCAAAAUCAUCCUCCUCCUCCUCCUCAUCAUCAUCAUCAUAAUCAUCACUAUGAAGCUGUUUUUUUCCCUGCCCCACCAUUUUCAUCAUCAAAGCAGGAUUUCAGCCACAUGAUCUUUUCACCAUUUAAUUGGGCAGCGCUUCUGAGCUGGCCUUCAUUAAAGAGCCCCAUGAUGUUAUUGCUGUAAGAGACCGGCCUUUGAUGCUGGACUGUGAGGUGGAUGGAGAAGGGCCUAUUACUAUUACCUGGCGGAGGAAUGGUGUACCUGUUCAGGUGGGCCCCAGAGUGGCUGUGUUAAGCAGUGGCAUGCUUCUGAUCCGAAACUUCCAGAAACGGCGGGAGAGCAAUGAGACAGAUGCGGGAGAGUAUGACUGUGCCGCACAGAAUCGCUAUGGCAUGCUGAUAAGCCGUAAGGCACGAGUACAGUUUGCAUCUCUUCCCAAGUUUCACACCCACCCAGAGUCCAUGGUAGUGGAUGAAGGAGGGGUGGCACGCUUUCACUGUGCCAUUAAUGGGAUCCCUGAGGCUAGCAUCACCUGGGAGAAGAACAGGACCACGCUCAGCACAGAUGAUGACAGGUAUACUCUCCUGCCCAAUGGCAUUCUCCAGAUCACUGGCGUGCGUCACGGAGACAGUGGAGUGUAUCACUGUGUAGCCAAAAACAUUGCUAACACACGCUAUAGUCACGAGGCCCUUCUUAGUGUCACUGUGGCAGCUUCACGUACCUAUAAGGAGCCAGUGAUUCUCUCAGGUCCUCAAAACCUCACCAUCAACGUCCACCAGACUGCCAUUUUAGAGUGCAUUGCUACAGGCAACCCCCGACCAAUUGUGUCCUGGAGCAGGCUGGAUGGACGUUCUAUUGGAGUGGACGGGAUCCAGGUAUUGGGCACGGGUAAUCUUAUGAUCUCAGAUGUUUCCCUACAGCACUCUGGGGUUUAUGUGUGCUCAGCCAACAGGCCUGGCAGCAGGAUGAGAAGAACCGCACUGGGUCGACUGGUGGUGCAGGCUCCGCCUGAGUUCCUGCAGUGGCCGCAAUCUGUGUCUAAGGCAGUAGGGGGCAGCGCAGUGUUUACCUGCCAGGCUCAGGGAGUCCCUGAGCCUCACCUCAUCUGGUUGAAAAAUGGCAAGAUCCUCACUCCUGGAGACAAUGUAAAGCUUACCAACAACAACAGCACUCUGGCUGUAACCCGGAUCACUGCUGAGGAUGAAGCCAUCUAUCAGUGCAUAGCAGAGAACAGCGCCGGCACCAACCAGGCCAGUGCACGUUUAGCUGUGUCCCAGUCUCCUGAGAAUCCUCUUCCUGAGGCUCCUCAUGACCUGACUGCAUCACCGCUUACACACACGUCCCUGCAGCUCAGCUGGAACCAGCCUGAAAGCCACGUGGCUGACAACAUCAUCGGUUACGUGCUGCACAUCCGUAUGCUCGGAGAGCCAGACAGUAAAGAGCUCCAGGAGGCUGUGAGUAAGGAUACAUUCCAGCACGAGUUUAUUAACCUGGAACCAGCAACCACUUAUUCCAUUUAUCUCAAAGCAUAUUCUCCUCUGGGGGCCAGCCAGAAGUCCAACACUGUCAUUGCAACAACACUAGGGGGCGUUCCCACAAUGCCCAACUUCUUCACUAAAGUUCUGAAUAGCACAGCAAUGCAGAUUUAUUGGGAACUGCCAAGUAAACCAGGAAAGCUGGAGGGCUUUAAACUGUCACACCGUGUCGUGCCUCAGGAGCAGUUUGGUCCAGAGGAACUUUUCCCCAGCCACAUAAAUACACACACCAUCUCACACCUUGAGCCAGCAGCUGUAUAUGAGAUCCAGUUGGUAGCUUUUAAUGGGAAUGGAGACAGCAUGGCCAAUAAACGCCUGGUUUCUCUGGCUGAGAGUGGAACAGGAGACAAGAGCGGUGCUGGAGGACAAAGCUUAUGUAACUGCAGGCAGGAUGGAGACAGCUCUGUAACCGGCAUAGUGGUUGGUAUUCACAUUGGAAUGGCCUGCAUCAUCUUCUGCGUGCUCUUUCUCAUGUUUGCAUACCGCCGCAGCUCAUUUUGCAGAAAAGGGACCCAGGUGGAAUGGACAGUACCACAGAGAGGAGCAGGACCACUGGGAGACACAGUACCUAAAGAGGGAAUGAUACGCACCACUGAGGCUAUUGAGCUAAUGCCACAGCCUCAGAACAGUUCUGCAGAAAACCAGGCUCCAGGGGCACACUGCCAGGUUCUUAUUGAACAGCAACCCAACUGCUCACAAGGCACAUCCAUGAGCACAGGCACUGGUACAGGCUGAUAACUCCUUAAACACUCUCUUUUAUCCCUCACCCUACAAAACACCCCACCACCCUAAAGUGCAGUACUUGGCCACUCCAUGUCACUCUAUUCACCAACGCCUUAUUGCAGUCUGCCCUUGCUUGAGCAGUAACAUCCACACACCCUGCAACCAUUUAACCUAUAGAAAGGGGAUACUAUAUUCUGCUCUUAAAUUUGGACUACGGUGUUUUUUUUAAUUAUUAUUAUUAUAUUAACAUUCUAAUAAUUCUAUAUCUGAUUCUAUAUUUUUGUUACUUUGUUUUUCGAAGUAUACAGAUAAGAAAGGGCAAUUGCUGCUUAUGUUAGUUCUCCCCUUUCUUUCAAAAUGGGACCAAAAUAAAUGUGUGCCUGCUGCUGUAGAAGAAAACUGCAAAUUCUGAGGCCUUAACAUCACUGUACAGAUGCUGUAUAUUCCUGUAGAUUUUAUGUGAUGUUUUAUAGCAUACGUAUGUAGCACAAUUUUUCACCUAGUAGAAAUGUUUUUUCAGUUCAUUUCCGCUUUGAGUGAAACACCCUACUGUAGCCUUAUAUAUGUGAUCGUGUCACCACGUUAGCCUGCCAGAAGAGUGCAAUGGAGUGGCCUAAUCCCUGCACCCUCGGACCCCCCUCUUCUUUCCUCCCCUCGCACCAAAUUACCUCCAAAGAUAGCUACCUCAGCCUGACGAGAACGUCAGAGCUAUCACGGUAAACCAUCUGCCUGCCUUGCUGCUGGUUAAGCAUACCUACCUCGACCAAAAGCCCUGUGCACAUCGGAGCCUGCUUUUUUUGUUGUUGUUGUUGUUCUGGUGCUGGUUCCAGUGUCCUGUGCCAUUCAGACUACAACGGUAAUACUUUUGCCCUCGACCAGCACCUGCCACUGUGUCCAUGUGUCUCAGAUGCCUCUUCUGCUGGACACAAACCUGUCCACAAUGCUAGAGCUUUCACUCUAAACUUUAGGUUAACUCACUGACCUUUGGGGCUUUUGCUUUCGAAUAUGUUGUUAAUAGAGAUGUCGUCCUUAAGGUACAAAAGUUCUCUCCAGCCAUGUGAAUGGGAGAGUGCUCGCUAACCACGAUGUUGCACGACUCUUCAGUGAUCAGACCAAUGCAGAGGAGAACAUUCUGCUUUUGGAAUACAACAUAUGGUCCACAAAACAAGCCAGGAGUGAACACUUGUAGGAAGGAAUGGACUCAGAGAGCACUAGUUCGCCAGCCUGCUGUGGUUGGCGUAGGUGUUCUAGCACUUUCCUACCAGCACCGCACACAGGAGGAAGGCUAUCGAAGAACCAGUGGUUGUCCUGGAGAGCUGUUAUUGUUUUUAAAUACUUUACUAACCAUUUUCCAUUUUUUUUUGGUGAUACGUUUUAUUAUAUAAGUAUUUGCUGUCACAAAGCUGGGCACAAAACUAGUUUCUGUCUUUUCUGCUUUUUUAACUUCUCCAAAUACUCAGUGAAAACCAAGUGAUGUCCAAAGAUGAUUUAUUAUAACGGUUUUCAUUGCUUUCUAUUAGUCUUUUCCUUCAGUUGACGUUCUAGAUAUCAUGCUCGUUCCUGUUUUAAGGGUAACCGUGAUACUAAAAACAUUAGACGUUCGGCUUUCCAUUAACCAAAGCAACAAAACAAAGCCCUUAAAGCCCAAUAGAGUUUUUCACAUUUUAGCUCACAAUUCUUUCUAUGGUUACCUUUGACUUCAAAUUCUAUAUAGAAUUAGCUAACUAAAAAUAAAAUAAUAACUAGUGAAUAAUGCAUAUAUUUUCAUACUCUGAUACAAGAAAAUAAGAACCAUGCUUCUCUUUUUACUGAUGGAGUUGAUAUUGCCAAAUAACUCUUGUGAUUUUUUAGAAAACGUGACCAAAUACCUCAUACAUACUUUACCUUUUAUAUAAAUUCUUCUCUUUGACAAAGGCGCAUUAGGUGCUUUGUGCUCUGAUUGGUCUAGUCAUGCUGAAUUGUGUGACAGCCUUAAAUGCGGUGGGAUAGUGUAAAACUCGAGAAAACAAGAAGUGUAAAGAUUUUUUAAAAGAUGUAUUUAUUUGUCAGGAAUGAAAUAUGUCAGAAUACACACUGAUUACAAGUACCACUGUUUUAAAGGUUGUGAAAGAACUGUCGGGAUUUCACGUCUGUUUUUCACAAGCUGUUUUCGAACGAUCUCACAGUUUUAUAAAGUGGGAGGGUGUUGCUUAUAAGAGCAACAAGUACGAUGCCAAAAUAUGAACAUGUGAAAAAAAGACCCUAUGUCUUAAAAAAUAUUUGAAAUGAAACAAACAAAAAAAAAAAGAAUAUUUUUUACCUGUUCUCUCGAGAACUUUUUUUAAACUCUUUUUUUGGUUUCUCUUCAUUUCUUUUCCUUCUGUUAUAAAUGGAAUACAUUGCCAAAAACUGACAUUUUGAUAAGUUCCUAAAAAUAAUGUAAUUAUGAUUAAUAUCAUGUCAAUUGAUUUUGUCUCAUAUUCAAAUUUGAUUUUCAAUUAUUUGUUUUCUUUCUCAGUAGAAUGAAAAGAUGAACAUUAGAAAUUUGAGAAUUUGAAAACAGAAUUGCAUGUUGAUGGCAAGCAGGGCAGGACUUAAAGGUUUUUUCUUAUUGCUUCAUUCUCUGUUCAUUGUACUUAUUUAUUCACAAUUUAUUCACAAGAUAUUUCUUCAGAAUAUGUUUAUUAUUUGGGCCUUUGCCAUAUAUAAGUAAGCCAUAUACAAAUACGUUUAAUUUAACUAGCAUAAUUUAAGUUUGACUUUAUAAAUCUAUUUCGUUCAUUGAUUUCAGGAUUAUAACAUGCAGUACCUCACACUGAUCCUAAUUUGUAUAUUCGUUUGGCUUGUCAGUACUGCAACAUUUGCUGCUACAUGUCACAUCUUCCAGUGUUAUUGAGCUCACUGGGGACUUUACCAGAAUAAGUUCAUGUGCUCUUGCCUGUCCAACAUGUGUGUUAUUUAGAAUAAGCAAAAAAAAAUGACUAAAGAAGUAGUGUAUGCCUGAUGCUUGUACCAAUGAGAAAGCAAUGCUUUAAUGUUUGUAUUUUCUGUUUCAUUUAUACCAUACUUGUGUGAUUCAGAACCAAACUCACCAUAGCUUUAAAUUGCUGUUCACCUGGUGCAGCUCCAUAGUUUGGAGUCAUUUAUCCUGAGACAGAUAGCCUGAAAGAGAAACUACUCUGAUUGCUGAUUGUGUCUCAGUUGAAAUAAAUAUGAUUUUUUUGUCUGUUUUCAUUUGAUGAUACUGAUGCCUAUGUACCAAAUAAAAAGACUGUUAAGUAGA